CCGGGGCAGCGGCCGGAGCGAGAGCCCCAUGCCCCGGGCGGGCUGAGGGAUUCGAAACCCAGAGUGGAGCCUCGACCCGGAAAGGUCCCGCUAGAGCGACAUGAUGGUGGAAUCCGCCUCGGAGACAAUCAGGUCGGCCCCGUCCGGUCAGAACGGAGUCAGCAGUCUCUCCAGCCAGAGCGAUGGUGGCGGUGGUGGCGCUGGAGCCGCAGGAACUGUGACAGGAGCAGGAGGAGGAGGAGGAGGAGGAGGAGCAGGGAGGGAUGGAGGAACCGGCGGGGAGAGCAACGGCGAGAUGAGCCCUGUGGAGCUCUUGCACUUUCAGCAGCAACAGGCUCUCCAAGUAGCCCGGCAGUUCCUGCUACAGCAAGCCUCAGGCCUGAGCUCUCCAGGGAACAAUGACAACAAGCAGUCGGCAGUACAGGUGCCGGUGUCUGUGGCCAUGAUGUCCCCUCAGAUGAUCACCCCCCAGCAGAUGCAGCAGAUCCUGUCACCGCCUCAGCUCCAGGCCCUGCUGCAGCAACAACAGGCCAUCAUGCUUCAACAGUUACAGGAAUAUUACAAGAAACAACAAGAACAGCUUCAUUUACAGCUCCUCACCCAGCAGCAAGCUGGGAAACAGCAACCCAAAGAGGCACUUGGGAACAAGCAGCUGGCCUUCCAGCAACAGCUCCUGCAGAUGCAGCAGCUGCAACAGCAGCACCUGCUUAACCUGCAGAGGCAGGGUCUGGUCAGUCUGCAGCCCAGCCAGGCAACGGGACCCCUCCAAACUCUACCACAGGCCGUGUGCCCAUCCGACCUGCCCCAGCUGUGGAAGGGAGAUGGGGCAGCUGCCCAGCCGGCUGAAGACAGCGUGAAGCAGGAGGGGCUGGACCUCACCACAGCAGCAGCCACCGCUACCUCGUUUGUUCCCCCUAAGGUCUCACCCCCCCUCUCCCACCACACCCUGCCCAAUGGGCAACCCACUGUGCUCACACCUCGACGAGACAGCUCCUCACACGAGGACACCCCUGGCUCCCAUCCCCUGUAUGGCCAUGGGGAGUGCAAGUGGCCAGGCUGUGAGACCCUUUGUGAAGACCUGGGACAGUUUGUCAAACACCUCAAUACAGAACAUGCACUUGACGACAGAAGCACAGCCCAGUGCCGGGUCCAGAUGCAGGUUGUCCAGCAACUGGAGAUACAGCUAGCCAAGGAGAGUGAGCGACUUCAGGCGAUGAUGGCCCAUUUGCACAUGAGGCCUUCAGAACCCAAGCCCUUUAGCCAGCCGCUGAACCUGGUGUCAGGUUCCUCACUCUCCAAGGUGACUGUCUCAGCAGCUGAUUCAUUCCCGGACGGCCUCGCCCACCCCCCCACCUCAGCUGCCGCCCCUGUUACUCCUUUACGCCCCCCUGGCCUCAGCUCUGCUACUCUGCACAGUGGGGGCCCUGCCCGCAGGAGGAGUAGUGACAAGUUCUGCACCCCCAUCUCCUCUGAACUGGCCCAGAAUCAUGAGUUCUACAAGAAUGCAGAUGUCCGACCUCCCUUUACCUAUGCGUCCCUCAUCCGACAGGCCAUCCUGGAGACCCCUGACAGGCAGCUUACUCUGAAUGAAAUCUACAACUGGUUCACCAGGAUGUUCGCCUAUUUCCGGAGGAAUACAGCCACCUGGAAGAAUGCUGUCCGACACAACCUGAGCCUUCACAAGUGCUUUGUACGAGUAGAGAAUGUCAAGGGUGCCGUGUGGACAGUGGAUGAGCAUGAGUACCAAAAGCGGAGACCACCAAAGAUGACAGGGAGUCCCACUCUGGUGAAGAACAUGAUCUCGGGUCUCAGUUAUGGAGCACUUAAUGCCAGCUAUCAGGCCGCGCUGGCAGAGAGCAGCUUCCCCCUCCUCAACAGCCCAGGAAUGCUGAACCCCGGCUCCACCAGCAGUCUACUGCACCUCGGACAUGAGGACGUGAGCAGUACUGUAGAGCCCCUUACCAGCAAUGGCAGCAUCAGUCCCCCACGCCUCUCCCCACCCCAGUACAGUCACCAGGUACAGGUGAAGGAAGAGCCAGCUGAGGCGGAGGAGGACAGUCGGCCUGGGCCCACCCUGGGCCCCACCAACCCCGGCACUGGGGCUCCCCCAGAAGACAGGGACCCUGAAGAGGAUCUGCCUGGGGAGGAACUGUCGUAAGGGCCUCUGGGGGAGGGGCAAGCAGGGAAGGAAGGGGGUGAACAUUCCCCCUUUCCCUCGCUCAGGAGACCCCCUCCUCAGGCUCUCACUUUCCCCUCCUCUACGCCCCCUUCUAGCCCCACCUCAAGGCACUUCCAGGACAGCAGAUUGGGGUGAGGGCUUCUAUGCCAUCCUACCUGUGACUCUGACGGACUCUCCCUGGCAGAGAUGGCCCCCUUCCCCUUCCACUGACCUUUGCUUCUCACCCUAAGACCAGCGGCCGGUGGUCUAGAACUGGAGGAAGAGCCAGGAGAGUGUGGACCCCCAGUACCUGACUUCAGCCUGUGUCCAAGCACCUCCCUCCCUCUCCCCACCACUCGACUUCACUCUCCAGUCCAUCCUCUCACCAUGACCACCACCAGCAAGACUCUCCCCACCACCUUUGCUUUCUGCCCCCUUCAACACCGAGACCCGCAGGCGGGGCUAACGAACCCCCAUUCCCACCAAGGCAGCAUUUGUCUCCCCCCCCUUCCCCUGCCCCAACUUUGACCUUGCACCCGCUUCUCCAAGAAGCCUGGCACAAGGCAACCUUGUCAAAGGAUUUAGAGCUGGAAGGGGCCAGAGAGAUGAUUUAGUUUCACCCCCUCAUUUGGCAGAUGGGGAAACUGAGGCCCAAGAAAAGGGAAGUGACGUGCUUAAAGCCACACAAACAGUAAGCGGCAGUCAGGAUUUGAACCCAGGUCUUCUGAUUCCAAGUCUGGUCCACUUUCUACUCCCCGGUACUAUACAAGGCUCCCUUCUUCCAUACUGUGAAUGAUCAACACCGGCCACCAGUCUCAUGGGGAAGGAGCAUCUCAGACUCUACCCCCACCCCCAGGACAAACCAGUUCUCCCUUCCCUGUGUAUCCAGCAGCCUCAGGGUUGCACAUGGGUGAGACCAGCUGGGGCUCUGGGACUGAAAGCAACUUCAAGAAGGGGACUGUUGAUGGAAAUACCCCUAAUGAGGAUAAGGCCUCUCCAGGGGAGGUGGGAUGGUGCCUCCCUCACACUUUCCCCUUGUCUUUGCUAUACCUGUUGAUAUCUGGCUCCGGCCAUCUCAAGUCAAACAGGGGCUGUGGGGCCCCCAUCUCCACUGUGUCCUGCAUGUAUCCUGUCUUCUUAGGAAGAGUGGGAGAUAUUGAGGGUCUAGAAGGAGGGAUGUGAGGGUGAGGAGGGGGUUGGGAAUAGAUUAUUUGCCCUUGAGGAGAAGGAGGAAGAGGGAAAAUGUCCCCGAGACUUUGGGAUUCACCCACGAAACUGAAGGCCUUGGUCCCCACUUGUGGAAGGUAAAAAUCCCAUGGCCUCCACUAGGUGUCCCCAUGGAGCUCGCUGCUGUAGCUGGCUGGCUGAGGGAGGAAGUGUGCCCCUCAGCCUCCAGUGGCGUUAGAAGAGGCUUGUGUAUGUGGGGCGGGGUCUGGGGAAGGUGGGAGGAGCAGGCCAGCUGCCAAGGCCAGAGGAAUGGGUUACCUCUUCCAAAGCUCUCCCUCCUAAUCCUCCUCCCGCCCCCUGCCCCCCACCAUUUCACAGCCCCUCUCAAUUCCUUCUCUUCUUUCCCCAGUUAAACAGAUGACCAAAGACCUUUCUUAUGCCAGAAGCAGAAACCAAAACUUUUUGUUUGCUUUUUUUUCCUUUGUCACCCCCUGCCCUCCAUUCCUGAUCUGACCUUCCGCCCUCACCCCCAUGGCUCCCUCAUCCUGCCAAGCUAGAAGCUGGAGGGAGGGGGGAGUCCCCUCCACUUAAGUUAUUGUUUUAAACCAAAGUUGACAGUGUCCGUUGGUGGCCAUGGCUUUCUUCCAUACCCCGGUCUUCAGCUGCCCACAGAAGGGACCUGGGGACAAGCUUCCCUACACUUGUUCCCUCCUCAUCAUUCUAUCCCUCGGCUGUCCUUCCCUUUCCCCUCUCAGUCGGGGCUUGGGAUCUGAGGGGAAGGAAGAGCUCCAAUGGGAUGAGCUCCCUUAGGCCCCCUGGGGCAACAGUGGCUGUCUCCAAGGGCCUCUAGGGAGAGGGGACAGUUGUAGGUUGCUCUUCCUGCUUUCCCUCUUACCCCCCUCCACCUCCAGUCAGUAUUGUGUCCCAGCCAGCCAGCCAUUCAGCCAGCCAUUCCUCUUGAUCAACCUCCAGUGUCCUCCCUGGGCUGGUUCCUGGUGUGCCCAUCAUCAUGCUCCUACUACUGCUAGAGCUGGAGACACAAAGGGGGAGGGCUGGAUUCUGAGGGUUCGCUGGGGAGAGAGCUGAAGCAGGUAAAGGGGCAGCCAGCUGUCAUUCCUUCCCCCCACUAUGGGGGACUCCAACUUCAGGUGAAGAGCAAGAUGUCAGGCUGCUAUGUCUGACACCCAUCCUGCCCCUAACUAGUCCCUCUGAUAGGGACAGGACCAGGAAGGGGUUGGAGGGGGACCUGAUGGACUAUUGUCUAGAAAGAACCCAGUUACCACCACAGACUGUGAUCCUCGCAAGUCCCCAGUAGGACUUGGGUGGCAAAAGGUCCCUGGUGCCUGUUAACCAUGAUACACAUCCCACUUUGUUCCUCGCCCUCUGACUUGUGCAGAAAUAUUAAAUGCCCUCUGCUCUUA
This is a messenger RNA of Trichosurus vulpecula (common brushtail), 4746 nucleotides long. RefSeq names its product forkhead box P4 (gene FOXP4). Bases 101 to 2158 code for a protein of 685 amino acids. Gene Ontology annotation, biological process: regulation of transcription by RNA polymerase II. Gene Ontology annotation, molecular function: RNA polymerase II cis-regulatory region sequence-specific DNA binding; DNA-binding transcription repressor activity, RNA polymerase II-specific. NCBI's taxonomy places the organism in Eukaryota, Metazoa, Chordata, Mammalia, Diprotodontia, Phalangeridae. Gene Ontology annotation, cellular component: nucleus. The record is from RefSeq and is a predicted model, not a curated record. The transcript is spliced from 17 exons.